Morchella sextelata is the source of this 183-nucleotide messenger RNA. RefSeq lists its product as uncharacterized. The annotation marks the transcript as partial. The transcript has a single exon. The record is from RefSeq and is a predicted model, not a curated record. Lineage: Eukaryota; Fungi; Ascomycota; Pezizomycetes; Pezizales; Morchellaceae.
AUGUCGGAACAUGCUCCUAUUGAUUAUCAACAACUCAGUAACGGCCUCCAAACCUUUUUUCAAGAACAUCCACAGGUCAAUGAUGUUAUCGGAGCCGAAGCCUAUGCACUCCUCCAACAGUGUCAACAUGGUCUUGCUCAGUAUGCAACGGAUUUACAAGAGAUAGAAGCGGAGGCUGAAAGG